CGGGAGUGCUUUUUCAAUUAACUGGGAUGUCACAACAUAUAUGGUCUACGGGAGACACAUUCGAGUUAAUCAGACUCUACGAGGCGAAUACGCUGUUGUGGGAUUCAACGCACUGGGAAUAUAGCAAUAAGGAAGCAAAAACGGAAAUAAUCAAGAGUAUCGCAGUGAAUAUAAACGUCGAUCCAGAUGAGGUUAUUAGAAAAUUGCACAAUUUGAGAUGUCAGCUAUGUCAAGAGAUAAAGAGAGCAAAGAAACAAAAGAAAUUCAAAUAUGAUGAAGUACCUGCCAGCAGCUGGCGCUAUUUUCCAGCGCUAAAAUUUUUAAUUCCUUCUGUAAUAAAUAGAUCCAAGAUGAGAAAGCUGGAAAGAGAACCCAAUGGAACGAAUACAGAAGAAUAUAUAAACUUGGACAAAAUAGAGGAGAGAGAUGAGAAGAAGGUUCCUGCUAAAUUUUUAAAUAGUAACUGCAACGAAGAGUCGAGAUAUUCACUGCGAUUUUUACCAAAAGUACUGGAUGAGGAAAGGAAUACAAUGGAAUACACAAACUUGGACAAGAUAGAGGAGAGAGAUGAGAAGGUUCCUGUUAAAUAUUUCAAUAGCAACUGCAACGAGGAGUCGAAAUAUUCAUUGCGAUUUUUACCAAAAGCACCGGAUGAGGAAAGAAAUACAAUGGAAUACAAGAACUUAGAUGAGAUAGAGGAAAGACAUGAGAAGAAGAUUCCUGCGAAAUUUUUAAAUAGUAGCUACAACGAGGAACUAAAGCAUCCAUUGCGAUUUUUACCGAAAAUACAGGACGAAGAUGAUCGUUUCGGCGAGUACGUGGCGUUAGAAUUACACAGUUUACGCUCUGAAGCAAGUAAGAGAAGAUUGAAAAGCGAGAUUAGGAAAGCAAUAUGUCGCAUUGCCGAUCUGGAUGAUGCGGAACUUUUGAUUCCUACUGCACCGUCCGAUCCAUUAUCUCUAUAUUCACCGUCUUCCUCAAAAUACUCACAUAUGUGUCAGAUAACUAAUGUUAAGUCUGAAAAUGUAUAAAUACGAAAAUGCAAAUGAUGCAAAAAAAAGAACUGAUAAGAGCUCGAGGUACGUACGUAAUACAUUUCACUUAUCUGCGCAUUUAAUUUGUAAUUAUAUGUGAAAGUAUUCUGAUGACUAAUUUAUAUAUUCAAAUCUUUUUAAAUACACAGGGUGAACCACGCAAGUGAUCCAGCUUAGUUUAUUCUACUGUUAGUGAACUGCUUGAAAAUUUGUCUAGCAUAACAUAAUUCAAGAUGAGCUUUAAGAUCAUCCUAAAGUUCACUUUAAACCAUGUUAUAUACUAGACGACAAAAUUUCCAAAGAAGUUUCACUAACAGCAGGAUAAACUAAGCUGACCAUAUUGCGUGGUUCACCCUAUAUAAUACGUUUAGGACGUAAAAAGUAGUAGCUCAUCAUCGAGCACAUAUUGUAUCCAGGCUGUGCGCGCUAAAUUCAAAAUAAAUUUAUUAUAAAACAUAGUGUA
Molecule: messenger RNA, 1497 nt
Organism: Dinoponera quadriceps
Lineage: Eukaryota; Metazoa; Arthropoda; Insecta; Hymenoptera; Formicidae
Exons: 3
Coding region: 27-1031 (334 amino acids)
Source: RefSeq, a predicted model, not a curated record